CAGAAUUUUAUCACUCAGCUUCUGAGCAACCUCAGCGCAGCUGCCCCGAAAGGCAGUGCCAGUCCAGAUGGCGUACAUCCUGUGUGUGGUAUCUCUCUUUCUCUCUCUGGCUAAGCUCAGCGUCAGCCAGAGGGAAGUGAAGAUUCAAGAAGGCCCUCUGUACAGAGCCGAAGGCUACCCUGUCAGCAUCAGCUGCAGCGUAAGUGGUCAUCAGGGACCUUCCACGCAGGAUUUCCAGUGGUCCAUUUACCUGCCAACAGCCCCGAAUAGGGAAGUCCAGAUCAUCAGUACCAAGGAUGCCAGCUUCUCUUACGCAGUGUACGCCCAGAGGGUGAAGAGCAAGGAGAUCUACAUGGAGAGGCUGCAGGGCAACUCGGUCCUGCUGCACAUCACAAAGCUCCAGAUGAGGGAUGCUGGCGAAUAUGAGUGCCACACCCCCAACACGGAUGGGAAGUACUUGGGAAGUUACAGUGCGAAGACAAGUCUAACUGUGAUUCCCGACACCCUGUCUGCCACCAUGCCCUCACAGACGUUCAGUAAGAAGGAAGGCGAGCCAUUAGAACUCACCUGCAAGGCAACCAAAGCAACGGCUCAACAUACCCACCUCGCUCUCACCUGGUACCUGAUGCAGGAAGGAGAGAGCCAAGCCACUGAGAUCAUUUCUCUCUCCAGGGAUUUUCUGUUGGCCCCCGGGCCCUCCUAUGUAGCUAGGUUUGCGGCUGGCGAUGUGCGGCUGGACAAGCUGGGUGCCACUUCCUUCAAGCUGUCCGUAGGCAGGCUCCAGCCCUCAGAUCAAGGCCAGUUGUUCUGCGAGGCCACAGAAUGGAUUCAGGAUCCAGAUGAAACAUGGACUUUGAUCACAAGAAAGCGGACAGAUCAAACAGCUCUGAGGAUCCAGCCGGAGGCAAGAGAUUUUACAGUGAACAUCACAGCCAGGAGCUCACCUGCUGAAGGAAAACCAUUGGAACUGAUUUGCCUGGUGGUCGGCAGGGGCAGUGACCUGCAGUUUCAGGGUUUUUGGUUCCUCAACGGGAAGGAAAUUGCCCGAAUUGACGCUGGUGGGGUCCUGAGCCUGAAGACAGACUACAGAGACCGAGCAAGUCAAGGACAGCUGCAGGUUUCAAAGCUAAACCCCCAGGCUUUCUCUCUCAAGAUCUUCUCCGUGGGUCCAGAGGACGUAGGCACCUACAGUUGUGAAGUGGCUGAGGUGCUGAGAACUCAGAGCAACUCCUGGCAGGUUCUUCAGAGAAAGCAGUCCUCUGUCACCCCGGUGCAGCUGAGGGAGCCAGCAGCAAGACGUGUGACCGUGUCUGCCGAGCAGCGGGCCGUGUGGGAAGGAGAGGAGCUUACCCUUCUCUGCAAGGCAGGUGGGGAUGCAGGUCCCCUGUCUGUGAGCUGGUGGCUCAUUCCGCAGGACCAGACCACACCUGUGUUUGUGGCCGGCAUGGAACAAGAUGGUACUGUCCAGCUGGGAGUCUCUUCUCCAGGCCCCAGGCCCCAUAGUAACAAGAGGUUGGAGAAAGUGGACUGGGCCACCUUUCGGCUGGAGAUCGGCUCGGCCAUGGUCACAGACAGUGGCACCUAUGAAUGCAGAGUGUCGGAGAGGCUCCAGAACCGGGCCAAAGAGUUGCAGUGGAUCGAGAAGAUUGCAAUCACGGUAAAAUCUCUGAAAUCAAGUUUACAGGUCCAUCUGAUGAGCCGUCAGCCACGCGUGACACUCACCCACACCUUCGACCUGUCCUGCAUAGUGAAGGCCAGCCACUCGGACCUCGAGCUGCCAUGCUCGGUGAUGUGGCAGUUCCAGCCAGCUGGCUCUGGGGCCUUUCAUCAGCUAGUUCGGAUCACCCACAAUGGCACGGUGGCAUGGGGGGAUGGCCUCUCCCAGUUCCACGGGAAGACGAAGGUUUCACAGUCUUCAUUUCGUUCUCAACUCCAAAUCCACGAUGCCGCUGUGGAGGAGACAGGGGUGUAUCGGUGCACGGUGGAAGGUUAUGACAGGAAUUCCCUGUACACGAGUGGCCCAGCCCGGGUAUCUGCCACCUCUAACCUAGUGAGGAUAAAUGUCACUUUUCCAGAGAGCAAACUGAGUUUGAACUCAAGCAGCCAAGUCCAAGAGCUCCCCGUCAGCUCCAGCACACAUAUAGAAUGUUCCAUCUUGUCCCGAUCUGCUGGAAACCUUCCGUUAGCCAUCACUUGGUUCUUUUCUCGCACUCCUACAAGUGAGUCCUAUCUGAAGAUCCUAGAAACAGACCAAACCAAUGUUGUAAAAUAUGGAGAUACAUUUCAAACCCCUCGGAGCAAGCAAAAAUUUCAUUCUGAGAAAGUUUCCCAAGAUUUAUUUCUGCUGAACAUUCUGAACAUGGAAGACAGUGACCAAGGUCACUACCACUGUGCCGUGGAGGAAUGGCUCUUAUCUACAAAUGGCUCUUGGCAAAAGCUUGAAAGAAAGACUUCAGGACUCACGGAAUUGAAACUCAAGCCCACAGGAAGUCAGGUCCGUGUCAGCAAAGUGCACUGGUUGGGAAACGCUACUGAGCACGAAGAAGUGGGCCUCAGCUGCAGCCUGGACAGCCCUGGCAGCCCAGCCUCCCUAUACUCUGUGACAUGGUACUGGAGCAGGGAGAACGCGGGGAGUCAGAUGCUGGCCCACCUGCAGUAUGACGGCUUGCUGGAGUAUGGCCUAGAGGGCCGCAGGAGGGCCCUGCACUGCUACCGAGCGUCUCCCACAGACUUUGUCCUGAAGCUGCAUCGGGUGGAGCUGGAGGAUGCUGGGAUGUACUGGUGCAAGGUGGCAGAGUGGCAGCAACACGGCCACCCGGGCAAGUGGAUCAACCAAGCCUCCAAUGAGUCACAGAGGAUGAUGCUCAGGGUGCUGCCUUCAGAAUCAACGUUCUCUUCCCGGAUCUGCUCCUCUGAACCCUUUCUCCACUUCCUUAUCGUCUGUCCCUUCUUCAUGCUGCUGCUUCUGCUCAUUUCAUUGCUCUGCUUGUGUUGGAAGACCAGGAAGUUGUCACAGCUGAGUCUCAGUGUACAGAAAGAGAAGGCUCUCUGGGUGGACAUGAAGAGAGCCUCUGGAGACUGGACCACAGGGAGGAAGACAAAGGAUGCUGAACCCCAAGGAGAGCCUAUGCUGAUGGAGGGAAUGUGAUGAAACUGGAUCGGACUGACCAGGGUGAAUGAAUUCUGCUUCAGACCUUGGCCAGGUUACCUAGGGACCAGAAGGGACGUGUCUUGGGCAUAUGUUGUUAACCAGAUACUGUUGUGUUUCUUUGUGUACCACCCAUCUUACCCUUUGAGACCUUCAGAUGUAGAUAGCGCCAUUGGCCCAGCGUACAUAGACCUCACUUCCUGGAGAUCCAGCCCUCCUCU
Molecule: messenger RNA, 3369 nt
Organism: Arvicola amphibius (Eurasian water vole)
Lineage: Eukaryota; Metazoa; Chordata; Mammalia; Rodentia; Cricetidae
Gene: Cd101
Product: CD101 molecule
Exons: 9
Coding region: 68-3148 (1026 amino acids)
Source: RefSeq, a predicted model, not a curated record